GUACUUGUAAUCCCAGUUUAUUUAAUUCUACAGUGUCGUAGUUUCAAAUUAUUCAUACUCAACAAUAAACGUUUACAUUUUUAAUCGUAAUGGCUAACAUAGUAGACCUAAUAGAUUCAAAACCACCAUUUAAUGAAUAUCUUUCUGGAAAAUAUAAAAAAAGCUUUGCUUAUACAACAAUAAAAGAUCGUCUACCUGUGAUCGUUACACGUAUUAUUGAUAGUUUAAGCCAAUACAAAGAUUUAAUAAUUAAAAAAUAUGGUUCGGACGCUUCUGAAGAGUUGAAACAAAUAAUAGGAAGCCUGAGUGAAUUAAAAAGUGAGUUGAUGACUAAUAAACCAUUAAAAUUUUUAAAUUCGUCGUCUAAUGAGGAAGAUGAUACUUUAAAAUGGAAUGACUGUAUUAAAUAUCAACAAUCUAAAGGUGGAAAUGAGCCGACAUGGUACCAUACUGUAUGGUUACUGAGCGAAUGCUAUAUGUAUCGUCGAAUAGCACAAAUUUUAGCAUCAACAACAACAUUAUCAACUUAUGAUCCGUUUGAAAAACAAAAACAAGACAAUUUUACGGCGUCCAUAGACACGAUUUUAAUGUUGACACAUUAUACUACAAACAUUUUGAAUAAGUCAAAAUUUCAUUCACUGAAUGAUAAAAAGGAUGGACUCUUUCAUUUGUUAAAAUCAUGUCUUUGGGGGAAUAAAUGUGAUCUAUCUCUAAGCAAAGGUAUGCCGUUGAAAUUUGAAGAUAUAAUUAACCAAAUGAACAUGAACGAAGAAAAUAUUUUAAUUGAUGAUAGUCCUUUAGUGUGGGAUAUUUUAAAUCAAUUUCAAGAAAAUACGACAAACAAUAUCAUUGAUAUUGUAUUAGAUAAUGCAGGAUAUGAACUUUUUACUGACUUUUGUAUUGCUGCAUUUUUAAUAGAAUAUAACUUUACUAAAAAAGUUAGGUUCUAUGUCAAACGGAUUCCUUGGUUUGUUAGUGAUGUGACUGAACAAGAUUUUUUUUGGUCGAUUAACGCUAUGAAAAAUUCAACUCAUACUGAUUUAAUGACAUUGGGCCAUCUGUUUUCGUCCUAUUUAGAAGAUGGUAAAUGGACUGUUGAAAUUGAAUCUUUUUGGACGGAACCAUAUGAUUUUUCGGAAAUGAACAUCCAAUCACCGAAAUUGUAUGAAAAAUUAUCUGAAGCUACCUUAGUUAUAUUUAAAGGAGAUUUGAAUUAUCGAAAACUAUUGGGAGAUAUUAACUGGGACUAUACGACUGAUUUAAAAACAGCAUUGCGAGGAUUUCAACCAACUAAUAUAGUCACGUUAAGAACAAUAAAAGCUGACUUGAUUGUUGGAUUAUCUCAUGAAAAAGUUGAUAAACUAUUCAGUAAACAAGAAGAUUGGAUGAUUACAGGCCAGUAUGGUCUAAUCCAUGCUCUUCUUGACGAUAAUGAGUUGCGAAACAAUGCCAAAUAAUAUUUUCUAGUGCUAUUCAGAUGUCAAAUUGAUAAUUUUGCAAUUUAUUAUCCAAGAGAAUUUUUCAAAAAAAUUAAAUUGUAGACAAUUUAUACUUUUUCCAUCUUAUGGGCAUGACAUGAAUAGAAAUAGAAAAAAACUUCUGAUUUUACUCUAUGUAAAAUCAUAUUUAUUUCAUUAACUUUAAUAAUACAAUCACUAAAAAAUAUGAAAUUAAAUAACUAUGAUCUGUAAAUAUAUAAUAUUUUUGUAAUCUAUAAAUAUUUGUACAAUUAUUUAUUCUCUAUUAAAUAAUACAGUAAUAUUUUUAACGUUUGACAGAAAUAUUUCGCUAACAAUGAUAAAAUUAUUGAUAAAUCAAUUAUUAUUGCUGUCACAUUUUAAAAUAAUUGGAUUCUAUGAUACAUUUUAAAUCAAACUAUUGCUUAAUGAAAUAUCGUCAAUUAAUCGAAUUAAUUAUGAUAGAAAUUAAUAAAAAUGCGGAGUAGUUAUAAGUAAAAGAUACAUUUUCAAAAUAUAGAUAAAAUAUAAAUUAAAAUUUGUGCUAUUAACUAAAAUAUUAUAAUAAAUGUAUAUUAAUCUAUCACACCUUCACAUUGUAAAUGAAUUUCUAGCGAAUGAUUACUUACAAUUUUAUCAUAUAAAUUGAAAUCAGUGCUGGAAUGACUUUCAUAGCAUGGGCAUUGAUAAGAUUAUCAUCAAGAAUAAUUCGUUUAAAUAUGUGUUUAAUAAUGUCGUACUCACGGUUUCAUUUAUAUACUUUAAUUUGAUUUCUUACAAUGCAUAAACAUAAUAUUUUCUCAAUAACAAUUUCUAUUUAAAAAAAAAAAAAAAAAAAAAAAUUGCGGUGAGAAAUAUAUCAUCAUAUUCUUUCUGCAUAAUUUCUCGCCAGUAAAAUGUUGGGAAGAUGAAUCAUUGUGGAAGAAGUUUUCUAUUCAAAGUAGUAAAAUUAGAAUACUUCCAACCACUUGAUUGUAAUUUAUGUCACGUUUAGAGUAGAUUCCUGUCAACAUACCAAUAAAAAUUAAUUAUUCAA
Molecule: messenger RNA, 2493 nt
Organism: Microplitis mediator
Lineage: Eukaryota; Metazoa; Arthropoda; Insecta; Hymenoptera; Braconidae
Product: damage-control phosphatase ARMT1-like
Exons: 6
Coding region: 90-1457 (455 amino acids)
Biological process (GO): DNA damage response
Cellular component (GO): cytoplasm; nucleus
Molecular function (GO): phosphatase activity
Source: RefSeq, a predicted model, not a curated record